UCUUCCUCGAGCGGUGAGAUUAAUGAUGUGCUUGGCUUUUGGUUCUGUUGGCUGCAUAUUGUGACGGGUCAUUUGGCUUCCUGUCAGUGUCUGCUAUUUAGUUCCAUUUCUGUCCCGACGCUCGGCUGCUUCUCGUCAUCUCCCAAGCAGCAUAUCUACCGCCGCCCAUCUUUUGCGAUGCCUCCCACUUCUGGGAGCGCAAUCGGCGAUGUCGACAGCGAUGACUAUGUGGCCCAGGUGCUUGCGGGUGAAGCGCGGGACAGUUCCUUGAAGUAUUCGGCGCAAGGACUGGGUGCUUAUAUGCCUAAACGACCUACCGGCGCUGCUCCGAAACCAAAUACACGAUUCUUACGUCAUAUCAUAAAAGAAACGGAUACUCAUAAUGCAGCCUUAAAGCGAAAAGAAGAGAGGGAAGCAAGGGAACGGAUGCGACAACUGCGAACCCAAGCAACUGCUUCUUCCCACGAUUCCAGGGAAACUCGCCGUCGCCAAUCUACAACCGAUGAUCGAGAUUCACGACGAGAAAGGAAAUACGAUCGCGAGGAUAGACACCGGUCGCAUCGGCGGAGACCUAGAAGUCGCUCGGCAUCUGCGGACAGAGAACGGUCCAGUAAAUAUCGGCAUAGACAUGAGACGGAAGAAGACCGCCACAGAUCAUCUCGGAGGAGCCGUCGGCAUCGGUCCUACUCUCGGUCGCGAAGUCGUUCGCCUAAGGAAGAUCGGGAUUCAUAUUCUCGCCGUCACCGUCGACACCAUAGGCGACGUUCCGGCUCACCGUCGCGGUCGCGAUCGAGAUCUCCUAGAGCGAGGGAAAGUCGAAGGGACAAGUACAGUGAACGCAGCAGUCGGCAUCGCUCCCGUGAACGUGAAGCUUCUCGAAAACACACCACCACCACGCGCAAAGAAUCACCCACCGCGCCUGCUCAGCAAAACGGAUAUGAUUCAGACCCUCUGGAGGAUUUGGUCGGGCCUCUUCCCGCGAAGGAAAACGCACCAAUUCGUUCCCGUGGCCGAGGUGCUUACAGACCUAAUGCCAGCAACAUCGAUGCGCAUUUCGCUGCCGACUAUGACCCCGCAUUGGACGUUCAGCUUGAGGACGAUGACGCGAGUACAAAGAAAUCCACUCGCCGCCCUGUCCCGGGAUUGAUGACCGGAGAUGAUGACUGGGAACUGGCUCUUGAAGCAGUACGGGAUCGGGCACGCUGGAGACAAAGGGGCGAGGAUAGACUGCGGGAGGCUGGGUUUAAUGAUUCGUUCGUGGAGCGGUGGAAGAGCAACACCACCUCUACCGGAGCAGCGGACGACUCCGAGGGUCGACUUGAAGACGUGAAAUGGUCAAAGAAAGGGGAAAGCCGAGAAUGGGACCGAGGAAAGUUUGUUGACGAUGAGGGCCACAUCGAUGUGAAAGCUUUGUGGUAGCUGUGAAAUAUGUUAGGGUUGGUCGCAUGUGCAUACUUUUUCGGGGUUUCGGGCGUUGGAGCAUAGGUUAUUCUCGAUUGUCUAUAUUAUCUACAGGCGAGGUGGAGGGCUUGGAGGGUUUGAAUAUUGUAAUGACGAGCAUGAAUUAUGAGAGAAGUUUUAC
Molecule: messenger RNA, 1582 nt
Organism: Aspergillus steynii IBT 23096
Lineage: Eukaryota; Fungi; Ascomycota; Eurotiomycetes; Eurotiales; Aspergillaceae
Exons: 2
Coding region: 178-1419 (413 amino acids)
Source: RefSeq, a predicted model, not a curated record